Phragmites australis (common reed) is the source of this 817-nucleotide messenger RNA. Its product is annotated as sec-independent protein translocase protein TATA, chloroplastic-like. Lineage: Eukaryota; Viridiplantae; Streptophyta; Magnoliopsida; Poales; Poaceae. Bases 73 to 582 code for a protein of 169 amino acids. Gene Ontology annotation, cellular component: membrane. Gene Ontology annotation, biological process: protein transport by the Tat complex. The transcript has 2 exons. The record is from RefSeq and is a predicted model, not a curated record.
UAACUCCGUCGCCAUAGAACGCUAUCCCAUCUGAGAGAAAGAUCCGCCUGACUCCGAGCAGCAGCAGCAGCCAUGGGGAUAGCCGUGGUGGCUCCAGUCGCGGUCGCGGCGGCCUACUCCUCCUCCUCUCUCGCGGCGCCGCCGAGGGCCACCACCGCUGGGAGGGCGCCAAGCCGUGCCCACGUCGCGGCGGCCGCGAUGUCCUCGGGGGCGUCCUCGUUCGUCGCCGGGGGCAGCGGGCUCGCAGUAACGGCCGUGGCGGUGGCCGCGCGGCCGAGGCGGGCGGGCGCUGGAGGCGGCGCCCUCGGGUGCAAGUGCCUGUUCGGGCUCGGGGUGCCGGAGCUCGUGGUCAUCGCCGGCGUCGCCGCCCUAGUGUUCGGGCCCAAGCAGCUCCCCGAGAUCGGCCGCAACAUCGGCAAGACCGUCAGGAGCUUCCAGCAGGCAGCUAAGGAGUUUGAAACUGAACUGAAAAAAGAGCCUGGGGAGGGUGGCGACCAGCCUCCACCGGCUAUGCCCACGGCAGUAAGCGACAGGGACGAGACAAAGGGGCUAGAGGCAUCAAGUAGCAAGGAGAGCACAUGAGGAUCAGUUUAGAGCUGUGAAUUAGGGCUGUGUAUGUAAAACUGGUAGUCUGUGUUUUUUGGAGUUAGCACAUUCCUCUCUCUCUCUCUCUCUCUCUCUCUCUCUCUGGGACCACCUUGCAGUUGCACGGCAUGUAGCGAUAUUGUUUGUACCCGGGAAGAGCACCUACCUUGUCUGUGAAAAAAGUCAUGUUCAAAUUAUGAGGCUAAAUGCUGAGCAUAAUUCAGAUUGGCAA